Rhinolophus ferrumequinum (greater horseshoe bat) is the source of this 2697-nucleotide messenger RNA. RefSeq lists its product as uncharacterized. Lineage: Eukaryota; Metazoa; Chordata; Mammalia; Chiroptera; Rhinolophidae. Gene Ontology annotation, cellular component: perinuclear region of cytoplasm. The record is from RefSeq and is a predicted model, not a curated record.
AUGACACCCCACGUGACAGUGGGUGUCAGUCCUACUCUUUCCUGGAGGCUUCAAAUUCAGAUGCCUAUGGGGCCAGAGAAACUUGAUUUAAAUCUGUGCAUUGCCAAGGGCAAGGACCUGAGAACAUGGAUGGAGAGCCUCCAGAAGUUUCAGCAGAAGGCUCUGAAGCAAACUAAGCAGAAGAAAUCCAAGUCGGCUGAAUUUCUGAUGGUUAAAGAAGAUACAGAAGCUACGGAAGGCAUUGGAAAUCCAGCUUUUAACAUGAGCCGCCCAGAUCUCUCAGCGUAUCAGACUUCAGAAAAGAAAGGUAUUAGACAUGACAUGCGCCAACAAAAAUUCAGGCUGCUAGCCUCUGCUGAACCUAAAGGAAAUGAAUACAGCAGAAAUUACUUUGACCCACCGAUGGAUGAGGAAAUAAACCCAAGGCAGUGUGGGAUGGAGGUCAGCAGAGAGGCACCUCCACAGGUUGAUAACAGUAUUCUCUGUGAUCGAUUAAUGAGGCUGUUUGACGAGAGUGGACGUGGAGGAGACAAAGAUGAGCACCUCCGGAAGGAGCCUGUGGGUCCUGAAGAGCAGAUGAUGAGUUCCAGUAAGAGUUUCGAGCUCCACAGAGAGGAUGGUGAAGCCACUUCAGCUUACAGCGAGGAGUUUGAACGAUAUGCUCUGAAAGACAAAAUUCUGCUUGGAGGUUCUUCAUUACAACAGGAAAGUCUGCAGCGUGAGCCAAUGCAGGCAGUUUGUAUGAAAAAGCCACUGGAAGCAGCUUGGGUGUUUCUGAAAAUUGAACAGGGCAGAAUUUUGAGUCGCCAGAGCAUGGCGAAUGAAUGGCAGAGACUCAGAGCUCCAAGUCAACCGUUAAUUGCAGACCUAAAUGUUUGUAAAGAAGACAACACAGCGAAGCUUGCUACCCUCCCAGAAGUAACUCAUGAAUCAAAGGGAGCAUCAGGAACUUGCUGGAAGGUUGAGCAGUCUCAGUCGCCUCAGCCUUUUCAAAUACAGAUGAAAUGCAUAAGGGGCAUCAAGAACAAGGCUCCCCAAGGCUCUUACCUCCUCCAAGUGUCCCUGCUUGGUCGACUAGGUGGCUGUGUCUUACAGUGGUGGCAAACGGAGAAGCUGAAGACUAGAACCCAUCCAGCGAGGCACGAUGGAAACUUUUAUGAUGUGGGACUGUAUUUCCAUGAAAGCCUUUAUGUGGUACUCCCUCCUAAGAAAGAUGUGAAACCUGGUAUGGUCUUCUUAUUUGAACUCUUUCUCCUUCGUGGGGACUAUGUCUGCCUUGACCAGGCUGUGGGUUGGGCAGCCUUCCCGUUGUGUGAUAACAACCUUGAUGUAGUGGAAGGAAAAUUCAAGUGUCCCCUUCUCCGAGGACAUUAUGACCAGAAACUCAACAACUUCAGGAAAAUUGAAGAUGUGAUUUGCCUUGAUUUGGAUCACUGGCUCUGCAAUCUCUAUUUUCAGGUAAUUAAACUUCCUCUAUGUUUUGCUGAUCAAAAAACCCAUGCAAGACAUACUCAGCUUCCCCCUGAAUUUCCAGUUUGUUUAAUGGCUGAGGCAAAGGAAGCAGAAUCAGGCCUGGAAAAUACAACUGGACUUUCAGAGAAAGAAAAACAGAAAAACAUUUGCACACCAAUGCACGAUGAAGCUAACGCCUCAUUAUACUCUUCUCAGGGAAGCAUUUCUCAUAAAAUUGGUUCUCGCCCUAUGAACUGUGAUCUCAGUCUCUUAAAAGAAGACCAGGAAUUACACAAUAAGGGAGAAAGCCUGGCUGAUCAUUCUGUGAAGGAAACAUCAACUGCUUGGCGAACAGGAGAAAUUGAAGAUUAUUCAUACGAUAUAUCUUAUUUGGAGGAACUGGAAAACCAUAGAUUUUCUGUUUGCUGUUCUUCAGUUGCUGAUAAUCCUGGACGUGGAGAAAUUUUCAAGCAUCUCCAUUUUUUGCUGGUGUCAGUGUUUUCAGAACUUCAAUUAGCUCAAUGGCGAAGCCAGGGCUUCUGGUAUAUUAUCCUGCUGAUGGCUUCCCUCUGGUUCCUGAGGCUCUACCUGCAUUACCUUAGCCAGUGGCUUUUCCUCCAGGCCAUUUCAACUCCUGUUACAAAAUUCCAUUUCUCCCCUCUCACGGUUGAGCUUUGCUACCCACCUUCUUCAGUUCACAUUAGAGAAGAGUUGCUUGUGGUUGUCAUGGGUCCUUUAAUGCUGAAUGCAACGAUCCUUCCUUUGCUUCUGAUCAGAUGGGGCUGUCAGCUACUGUUUGCCUACUGCCCUGACGUCUUGUCAAAGUUAAUCAUUACCAUGGGACUAUGGACAGUUCUAGACCCAUUGGCAGUGUUUAUAGUGGACAUAGUCCUGGGGCGGCUCACACAUGAUGGGGACACUCCUGUAGCUGAUGCAGCAAAGCUAUACUGGGCGUUUGUAAGAACCAUGCAAUCAGGAAUUCCUGGUGUAAUCCUCACGGUUUUAAUUUACAUCCUCCUGUUCAUCAUUUCUUCUUUGAUUUUGUAUUUGUAUUGUCUCAGAUUGCACAGUGAUUCUUGGAUAUUGGAUGCACUUCAGCGUAUCCACAGUGAAGAAACCAAGUUUUUUAUACCUUAUGAUUUGGAGAUUUCCAAUCAGGAACUAAGUUACAUUGUGAAAAGGUCCGAGCAAUGGAGGGGAAUCAGUGGUGAAAGAAGGAAGCCAUUUAAUGUUGUAUUUGACUAA